AUGGAUGACCUCCCGGACUUCCUUAUCGUCGGUGCCGGAAUUUUCGGCGUCAGCACUGCCUAUCACCUUGCUCAACGCCUUGACCGACCGCCGCUGCAUAUUGUCUUGUUGGAUCGUGCCCCUCCCCCGUCCACCCCCGCAGCCUCCACCGACAUCAACAAGAUCAUCCGGGCGGACUACACCAACCCACUAUACGUCGCGCUCGGUUUUGAGGCCAUCGACGCCUGGAAAUCGCUGCCGUUCUUUCGCGAUUCUGGGGUAUACCACCCGUCUGGAUGGAUCUCCAUGGAUGAAAAGGACAGCGAUGUCCCUGCCUUGAUCAGGAAGAACUUCCGUGACUGUGGUCGCGGCGACGUCCUGAUCGAUAUGACUGAGGACGAGGUCCGUCGGGCCUGGGGAGGUCUCCUCGAGCGGACUGACUGCUCUCCGUUCGGAUCGUACUACUAUAACUCUUCCGCCGGGUGGGCGGACGCAGGGAAGGCCUUGCAGCUGAUGGCCAAAGAGGCCAUCCGCCUAGGAGUCCGGUAUGAAGUCGGAGAGGCGCGUCGGAUCGUGUGCGAUGAACAGGGGGCUCAGGGUGUCAAGACAGCCGAUGGAACCAUCUACCGCGCAAGGAAGAUCAUAUUGGCGACCGGGGCAUGGACGAGUCAACUCAUGUCAUCUGUGGAAGAUGAGUGGGAUCUACCCGAGGCAGACCGGGUGGAGCGUCAGAUGUCGGCCGCCGGGGUGACUGUCUCUCACUUUCAGCUCUCGCCAGAGGAGAAAACCCGUUAUUCACAGCUGCCAGUGCUGGUCUACGGGGGACAAGGGGAGGUGAUUCCUCCCACGGCCGAAGGGAUCCUCAAAUUCACAAAUGCCACCUCGUUCACCAACACCAUCCGCACUGUCUCAGGUCAUGAAAUCUCCGUCCCGCUGCCGGAUCAAGCCCAUGUCCCCCAAGAGGUGCAGGACGACCAUCUCCGAGCCAUCCGACCGCGUCUGCCGGAGAUUUUGGACAAUCAUCACCAGCCGGACUACUGGCGCCUGUGCUGGGAUGCCAUCUCGCCCAGUCAACAUCCGCUCAUCACGCGCCAUCCCGACAGCCGGCUGUCCCACCUAUACUUCGCAGUAGGGGGAUCCUUCCACUGCUACAAGUUCCUCCCGACGAUCGGCAAGUACGUGGUCAACGUGUUGCACGGGGUUUCGAACGGCCCGGAGAAAGACGAGGCAUGGGCGUGGAAGACCGAUCGGACUGGCGAACCGGGGGUGCAUGAGCGAUUGGUGCCCGGCCGCGAGUUUCGCGACUUUGCAGGAUAG
Molecule: messenger RNA, 1296 nt
Organism: Aspergillus sclerotioniger CBS 115572
Lineage: Eukaryota; Fungi; Ascomycota; Eurotiomycetes; Eurotiales; Aspergillaceae
Product: NAD(P)/FAD-dependent oxidoreductase
Exons: 2
Coding region: 1-1296 (431 amino acids)
Molecular function (GO): saccharopine oxidase activity; flavin adenine dinucleotide binding; sarcosine oxidase activity
Source: RefSeq, a predicted model, not a curated record